Capsaspora owczarzaki ATCC 30864 is the source of this 885-nucleotide messenger RNA. RefSeq lists its product as hypothetical. Gene Ontology annotation, molecular function: nucleic acid binding. The transcript is spliced from 2 exons. Bases 1 to 885 code for a protein of 294 amino acids. Lineage: Eukaryota; Filasterea; Ministeriida; Capsasporidae. The record is from RefSeq and is a predicted model, not a curated record.
AUGCCCAGGGAGGUCGUCCGCGGUCAAGUGCUCGCGUUGCGAAAUGCUGGCCUCUCCUACAACAAGAUCGCCACCCAGCUUCACCUCCCACGUUCUACAGUGAUCAGCAUCACCCAACGUUUCUCGGGAAGGGCGACGACGAGCGACAGCCCCCGCCCCGGUCGCCCCAGCAAGCUCAAGUCAUUUCACCGCAACAACAUUGUAGCACAGAUCCUCCUCGAUGAGUCCGACACCGCACCCGAAGUGGCCGCCACUAUGCGCACAUUGUCCAAACAUUGGACCGUCGAUGACUGGCUGAGGGUCGUCUUCUCCGACGAGACUGCUCUCUAUCUCUACAGGAACAACAACGGUGGUCGUGUAUGGCGUCUGGUUGGCGAAACGUUGACCGAUCGAUGCGUGCAGGGCACGGUCAAGUUCGGCGGUGGCCAUAUCAAUGUUUGGGGCGCCAUCUCUCGUUUCGGAAUUUCGCUUUUCUGCGAGGUCGGCGACGUCAUGAACGGCGACACCUACCUCUCAGUUUUGGAGAGCGAGUUGCUAGCAAGCAUUCGCGUGUGGAACAACAAAAACGAGAUGAUUUUCAUGCAUGACAACGCCCCUUGUCACAAAAGAAAAGAUGUGGCGAAGUGGUUCGAAACCAAUCAGAUCACCGUCCUGGACUGGCCUGCGAACUCUCCCGACCUCAACCCCAUCGAAAAUGCGUGGAACAUGGUCAAGAACAAGAUCUACCAGGAGAGGGAGAUCAAGAGCAAGGCCGCGUUGUGGGAACGCUUCCAAGCGGUCUACGAAGAAGUGCUCACGCCAGAGGUCUGCCGCGAUCUCAUUUCAUCGAUGCCGCGCCGCAUUCAAGCUGUGAUAGAUGCCAAUGGUGGUUAUACCAAGUACUGA